Pomacea canaliculata is the source of this 3726-nucleotide messenger RNA. RefSeq lists its product as uncharacterized. The record is from RefSeq and is a predicted model, not a curated record. Gene Ontology annotation, molecular function: protein binding. The transcript is spliced from 15 exons. The coding region runs from base 1 to 2037 and encodes 678 amino acids. Lineage: Eukaryota; Metazoa; Mollusca; Gastropoda; Architaenioglossa; Ampullariidae.
AUGCCGCGUUCAAGUACUUCAACGACGGUGGCAACUUCUCCCUACGGGACCCAGAGACAGGUGAGACUUUCGUUACACCUGGUGGUGAGCAGACCUGAAGUCUUCGCACGACCAGACAGAGUUUGCUUCCUGUACCUCCUGUGCUGCAAGGCGAUAGACCUUGAUGCUGUAGACUCCUCCGGCGACACCGCUCUGCAUAAAGUCGUGCGCUAUAGUGGAGCUUAUCGAAUGAUCGUCUGUCUUCUAAGAUGUGGUGCUGACCCGGAAAUCAGGAACAGAGACGGUAAAACACCGGAAGAAAUUCUUCAGACAGAACAACCAGAUGGAUGGGAGGAAAACCUUCAUUGGCUUCGGAAGUUUUUACCAGGGAUCUGGCGAGCGGUGCUGGCUGACGACCCUGACCUGCACCUCGUGGAGUGCUUGCUGAAGAGCUGGUGCCGCCUGAGCAAGUGUGUCGGUGGCGAUUACGCAUCACUCAAGUGCAAGGCCCACGGAAGGGAGUGCAGCCUGAAUGUCAUUCUCUUGCUGGAGAAGUACGAAAAUACCAUCGAACUAGCUUUGGCCAUGCUGGCCGGUAAAGACAACGUCAUCAGACACUGGCGAGAAGAAGGUAUAAUUAGAAGCAUCGACAUCAACACAAAGGACUACUCCUACCAGUAUAGCUAUCGGGACUAUCCUACAGCUCCUCUGCCGCUCCUAGCCUCGGUUUGGGAGACAAACAGCUACAGCAUGGUGUCAGAAUUCUUGAGUCUUGGUCCCGACACAAACGUGCCUUUCAAGUUUGAGCCUGAAGCCCAUCACAUGAUGAAGCCAUUGUUUUUCUACUUGAUUCACCCCAAGCUAAAGCCACCUGACGAGCGUAUAGUUUGCUGCAUACUGAUGAGAAGUGACCUUGGAGCUCGCAACACUCUCGGCCAGACAAUAUUAUUUGAAGCUGUGCAGCAUGAUGUCUCUGAAAAGUUGUUCAGAUUUUUACUCGAGCAAGGCUGCAAUGUGGCAGCCAGAGACAGGUAUGGAAGAACUGUGCGAGACUACUGUGACGAGCUGGGAAAGACUUCAUACAUAACACUCGUCGAUGAAUACGUCGCCAGUCUGGUCGCCGACUGCAACAUCAGUUUGCUGGAGAAACUUAUAUUACAAGGCUACGAUCGCGUGACUGACCUCAAAGCUUCACACGACGGCAAAACGUUCGGUGGUCAAGAAUCGAAGCAGUUAAAUGAACUCUUAGCAGAGGCAGGCAAGAAACAGAAGAAAGUCAAAGAGAUGUUUGAGGCCGUUAUAGGAGGGUGUUUACUGAAGUCGCGAAGGGUGGUCACCCGAAAGCUGGCCUGCGCGCAGGACAGAGGAGGGCGAACUGUCCUUCACCAUGCAGUCGAAAAGUCUCACAGGAACCUGGUGGAGUACAUCGUGGGCGAGUUUCCGCAGAUAAUAAAUAUUCCCAACAACAUGGGACAAACACCUUUACAUUACGCCUACCUGUUCAUGCACAAAGACGACACACCUGAGUACCUAAUCAACAAGGGAGCUAACAAGGAGGCAAAAGAUGUGGAAGGCUGGGUACCUUCAGAUUAUGUGCGGGAGACCCAGAAGGUUCGUGAUCUUGAACUUGACGUAUUCCUAUCUGGAACCAACUUUGAUGCGGCUUUUUACGAAGCUAUCAGGGAAGGUGCACUGAAGCGAGUGGAGGCCCUGGCGAUCAGACUGAGGGAUCACGGCGGUAUGAGGCGCUUCAGCAGGGCCUUGUUUGAGUGUCUCGACCACGGCCAUGAGGACAUCGCCUGCAUGCUUAUUAAGCUCGGAUUCAACACAGACUCUUAUAAAGAGUAUGUGAUGUGCGACCCAGACGACCCCAUGUGUUCGAUGAUGGAGUGUUCUCACUCCACCACAUCAUUUCGCCAGCAGGCUGAGCUUGUCCGAGCCAGCAAGGUGCUUCAGUUGAUGGAUGACAUUGCAGGUGGCAAGGUUAAGGUACAGAGUCGAAGUAGCUGCAUGGGACGCUGUUUACGCCCAACGCUUACGGCUGACUCCGCUAAAUAGCAAGCGAUGGCCAGUUGUCCGUUCGUCCGGCAAAUGAUUGACAUAACUCUAGUGGUCAGGGCAGGAAGAUUCAGAAACUUGACAUCCAUUUGAUGUCUUUCAUCUCCAGAUCGUCUGUAAAGGACAUGAUGGCGUACGCACCAUGUUGACCGUUAUGGUGUCAUUUGAGAUUAGUGCCGCAUAAAUGCCAUGAGGUCACGAGGUCAUAUAUCAAAUGGUGACAUUUGAAGUGCUUAGAGUUGUGUUCACAUCACUCAUCACUUCACGAGGUGACAGUCGUCAGUGCCCUGCUUAGUCAACUAUAACGACCAGUUAAUUUUUGUUACUUUAAUUCUAAAAGAUGCUUUACUGCUAAAUAUUUUGAGCAUAAUACACAUCUUUUCGGUAAAAUGAAAAGUCUAAAUAAUGAAAAGAAUAUAUUUUUCUGUUACUUUCAAUAAGAACUGCUUCUGCUGCUGUUAAUGUGCCUGUUACUCUGUUUUGUUUCUUUCUGCAUUAUUUUAAGAGGAUGUAUGGGGAUUUGUUUUCUCAAAGAGAGCACAAAACUGCUACUUCUAUACCUGUUCAAACUAACCCCACAGUUUAACAGAUCGCCUUUCUACAGCCAUUAAUAUUUUUUUCGAUGAGCUUAGAGGCCAUUGAAAGUACUGAAGAGUUUUUGUAGAGGUCUGGCCUCAGUUGUAUGUGUUAUUUACAGGUCCAUGGAGUGGACUAGACACUGCAGGUCUUUGUUUUACUAGGACAGCAGGAUCCUCUUUAGCCCGCAACCAAUCUGUGUUCUUGCCUGUUAUUACAUCUACCGAACUCUAUAACAUGCUAAUAAAGCGACCGUUACUUAGUCGUGGAUACCAAACUGCUGUAGAACUGCUUUAAAACUGUUUAACAGUCUUUCAUGAGGCUUCAAGAAGGGAAGUCAUUGGAAGGAAAAACAAAAGUUUGCUCACUAAACUUUAUUUUUUUAUCUAACGGUGCGAUAUAUAAUCAGAGUGUCUUUGCAUCGUCAAUAUUGGGAGGAAUUUGCAAACUGAUGUUAUCAGUGGAGCUUUAACACUCGUCAUAUUGUGUUGGAAUUGUUGAGUCACCUUUUUACUUUCUUGUUCAGUUGUGUGAUACCUUGGCUCAGUAGGCCAUCAGAGAAAAGGUCAGCUAAGAUUACUUAUAGCUCUCUCAGUUCCCCCGAGGAUGCUUCAGAAGUUUAUGCCUCGGCCAGAGAAGUAGUAUCUCCGAGGGGAUGUGAUUUAGCACCAAACGCCAUUGAACUUGUCACCAUAGAAACAGAGUGUUGGUCUUUGGCUGUCGUUGUUUUUAUGACUAUUCUCGUUGUUUCAAUAUCAUUAUUGUUUUCAUACUGUUUGCGCAAUUUUUGAAUGCUAGGCUUCUUCAGACGCAUAAGUGAUUCACAGUUUGUUUAAAUGCAACGAACUCGUGACAUAAUGUUGUUGGACGAUAAUUUUCAGACAAAACAAAAAGGAUGUAAAAUCGGAGGGGGUAUAUAACUAAAACUCAAUAUUCAUAUUACUGGAUGUAAAAAGGGGAAAAUAGAAUAUAAACGGACGCAUUCAUAAAAAAGCAAGUUUUUGGUUUAACAUCUGUUUAUUUUUUUAGUUUUAAUUUUUACGAAUCAUUCUGAAAUGAAAAUUUCAAGAAUAUAUAGCGUUGAACGGAAAUAAAAUCAUCCAUCAAAACUGA